AUGGGCCGUCGCGGUCAGCAGCAGCGCGUAGAGACGGAAAACAGAGCUCACAGGAUCGCAAAGCGCAGAACGCUGAGCGGUCUAGAAGAGGAGUCGAUGGGCUCAUGGAAAUCAUCACCUCGAUAUCCUUAUCCUGCUAGCAGCGCCGGCGGUGCCGGUGGUGAGAGAUCCCGGAGUGGUUCACUGGAACCUUCAGGGAUCGAGGUAGGUCGCCAGACAACUACUGCUCGGCGUCAUCCAGCCCGAGACUUGGAGCAGGAAGACGACGACUGGUAUGAUCAUCAACAAGGCCGUCACCAUGUGCCUCGCGCCAACAGGUCGGGGUUACAGGACCCUUCCCGUGCUCAUGACCGUCGCCAGCCUCGACAGCAGUAUCACGAACGUCCCCCACCUGAUGCGAUUGAAGGGAGGCAGCAGCUGCGGCUAGCACAGCCUACGCGCGGCCAGGAGUAUCGGCCAUCAUUCCAACCCCAGCACCGAAAUCGCGGACAACAAGAUCACGCCAGUGAGGAAACAAGCGCUAACAUGGAGCGCAGAGGCCACGCGCAUCCUUCGGUAGUUCGACCCCAAGGGUCAGCCCCGCCGACCGAUCCGCGUCGAAGGCGGCCGCGUCCACAACCUCGAAAGGCUGACGUGUCUCCAACUGCGAGCAGUGCCAGCGGGAGCAGCACCGCGAGGGCUUUUGUUCCCACUGCUGCUGCUGCUUCUCCUCCUGCGGGGCGCUCGUCUCCGCGGGAAUUAGCCGUAAAUGGCACUCGGCGUUCGGCAUUCCCGCGUGGCAUAGACUACAACGGCGUUGGGGUUCAGGUGGGAACAUUGGCUGAGGAAGGGAGGGAAAGAGGAGACGGGAAACGCUGGGCCGCUGGUUGCGAUGGCGCGCCAAAGGGCUCAUUCCCGGAGGAGGAAGAGGAGGAGGAGGAGGAGGAGGAGGAGCAUCUUGCUUAUGGUUCUGGGAAUUACCACGAAGAGGGGAGCCGAGCAUACGACGCUGCUGAGCAUGAACCGGAGUUUCGAGGGCNGGAGGAGGAGGAGGAGGAGGAGAAGGAGAAGGAGGAGGAGGAGGAGGAGGAGCAUCUUGCUUAUGGUUCUGGGAAUUACCACGAAGAGGGGAGCCGAGCAUACGACGCUGCUGAGCAUGAACCGGAGUUUCGAGGGGUCAAAGCAGAACCCAGGCCCACCGAUGCUCGAUUCGCUCGUCGAUAUUCGGCGGAGGCCGGCGGUAGCGAACGUGACGACCGCAGUAGCAGCAGCAACAGCAUCGAAGGCAGGGGCCGGAUGAGACCGCCAGGGAAAGGCGUCCACGAAGAGGUGCAGCGUCACCAAAGACGAGACGGUGUCGACGGCGAUGAAAGCCGCAGGCUGAGAGAGGGACGGAACCUUGGCGGUGAUCGACAGCCCUCCCGUCUCGCCGUUACGAUGGAGAGCGUGACUUUGGGCGGCAGACGUGCUCCGCCUCCCCCUCGUGGGCCCCACGGGGGUAGGGGUGUACACGUGCGUUUGCCUCUUCAGGGUCGGCCAGCUCCCCCCGCGCACCACGGCGCGUUGCUCCCGCCCAGAGGAGCUAUGCCGCAAGAUCACAACCCUCAUUGGAGGCAGCAGCAACAGCAGUUCCCCCCGGGGCGAGGACUGCCGCCGCCCCGUGCCAACAUCGGCGCCGUGCCUCAAGGCGGGUAUGCUCACGGCUCUGCGUCACCUCCGCCACGGUGGCCAAUCAACCAGCACGCGGGUGCAAGGCCAUUCCACGGGGGUGGCGUCGGCAACGCUAGCGAAGGCGGCGGAUUUCAUCAUCAGCAGCAGCAGCCGCCGCCGCAUCAUCAUCAGCAGCAGCAACAGCAAGCUCGUCUGCCCAUCAACCACCCUCGUGCGCCUUUGGCACCUCCAGGUCCUUCGAACGGCGGAGGGCAGGAGCGCCGUUCUGCCUAUGCCACGGCCAUGCACAACAAGAGGUUCAUGGGGGCCUCGGGUAACCAAGGGCCGGGCGGUGGGGCAGGAGAGCCACAACAAGGGCUGUCCGCCGGCGGUGGCGGCGGCGGUUUUGGGCUGCCGACUGGCCGUCCCCCGGUGAUGGCCCCGCGCGGCGAUCCCCGCCCUCCUCUCGUCCGGCAUGGAUUCCAAGGACGGGGACCACCCGCCCGUGGGCCUCCGGGGACCGGCGCUUUCGGGGGCAUCGGCAUCGGUGGCGGCGUCGGUGGCGUUGGCAAUAUCGGGAGGCUGGGUGUUGCGCCGCCGCAAGGACGGGGACCACCCCCCCGUGGACCUCCGGGGAAUGGUGCUUUCGGGGGCCUCGGCGGGGGUGUCCGCGGCGGUGGUGUUGGCAAUAUCGGGAGGCCGGGUGUUGCGCAGCCGUGGGUUUCAUUGGGAGGAAGCAACGAGGAAGAUGGGGAAGGGUUCCCACUGGUCCAUACCAGUCCGGAAUGGACGCCGGCGUGGGUGAUGAAACGGGAUCAUCGCAGCGGCACCGUCCAAGGUGCGUACCGGGGCAACGCUGGUGGUGGUGAUUGUGAGGCUGGCACUAGCGUUGGUUGUGGAGAGGAGGGGGUGGGUGGGGAUGAGCGUGUUCAGCGAGAAAGCGCGAUGAGCGAGAGCAACGGGAGCUCUGCAGCAGCAAGGGCGGCGGAGGGAAGAAAUGAGAGCGACCGUCCGAGGCUUUUGGUCGAGUCUGCUGUCCGUGAUAAGGAGGAAGAGGAAGCUGGUAGCUUGGCAGGCGCAGCAGUUGGCGAAGGCGGCAAACCCGCCACUGAUGCUGGAGGUGCCACUGCUUCUUCUUCUAGUUGUUCUUCGGUGACACUCCUGCCCCCCUGCGAGCGGCGGUUGGAACCUUCCCCUCUCUCCAGACUGACGUGGAGUGUCGGAGACUUGAUGAAUAGUUUCCCUGGGCUCGCCAUCCCCGACAGCUUGACUCACGCGAUCGCUUCGUGGGCCGCGCUGGACACGAGGGCUAUAGGGGUGAUUCCUAUGCUCUGCCAGCCGUUGACAGACGCUAGGGCAGCAGCGGGAGAGGAGAGCGUGAGCGGUGGCCCGUAUGCCUCCGGGGGGAAGGGGAAGGGGAAGGGAAAGGGUAAGGGUAAGCGAAAGCGGAACGAGAGAAGACAAGCGGUGGCGGAGGGAGAGGGGGCGGCUACGGAGGGUCCUGUUCGGGUGUGGGAAGCCAGGCAAGCUAUUUGCCGGACAGUGGAGGGCCUCGUCCCACGACGACACAUGAAACGGCAUCUUUGA
This is a messenger RNA of Ectocarpus sp. CCAP 1310/34, 3216 nucleotides long. The record is from the annotation of a GenBank genome assembly. Lineage: Eukaryota; Phaeophyceae; Ectocarpales; Ectocarpaceae.